Diaporthe amygdali is the source of this 2358-nucleotide messenger RNA. Its product is annotated as start control protein cdc10. Gene Ontology annotation, cellular component: MBF transcription complex; SBF transcription complex. The transcript has 3 exons. NCBI's taxonomy places the organism in Eukaryota, Fungi, Ascomycota, Sordariomycetes, Diaporthales, Diaporthaceae. The record is from RefSeq and is a predicted model, not a curated record. Gene Ontology annotation, molecular function: transcription coactivator activity; protein binding; DNA binding. Bases 1 to 2358 code for a protein of 785 amino acids.
AUGGAUGACGACCACCUCCCACAGAUCUAUUCUUCCGUCUACUCCGGCGUCGAAGUCUACGAGAUGGAAGUCAACGCUGUCGCAGUCAUGCGCCGUCGUCACGACAGCUGCCUCAACGCUACCCAGAUCCUCAAGGUUGCCGGCCUGGACAAAGGAAAACGCACAAAGAUCCUCGAGAAGGAGAUCCAAACUGGCGACCACGAGAAAGUCCAGGGUGGCUACGGCAAAUACCAGGGCACCUGGAUAUCCUAUGACCGAGGCGUCCAGGUCUGCCGCCAAUACGGCGUCGAGGACCUCCUCCGGCCAUUGCUCACCUACGACAUGGGCCAGGACGGCACGGCUGCGGGCCGUGGCGACCUCAACACCCCGACCAAGGAGCAGGCCAUGGCCGCCCAGAGGAAGAGGCUCUACAGCCAGCCCAUCAACAAUAGAUCCAACAGCAUGUCUGGGACAUUCUUCAAGAACAUAUCCUCUACCGCCUCCAAUGCCGUCGCUGCCAUCAGCAAAGCAAGGCUCGACUCACCGGGGCCCAGAAGCCGUGGUGGCCUCUCGAGAGCCCCCAGCUUCAACCGCCAGCCCUCCGUCUCGAUGCAGGGCGCGGACGACUUCCCUGGCAACUCGCAGCAGAGCUUCACUUCUGAUCACACCAGGAAUGGCGACUCUGCAUACUCGACACAGCGCAACAACGCGCAGUCAUUGGGUAUCGACGGCGCCGAGCCUCCUAGGAAGAGACCGAGGGUCGCGGUCACGCCGGCAGACAGCUUCGGCCAGUCGCAAACCCAAUCGCAAUCUCAGUCGCAACCCCAGUCGCAAUCACAAUCACAAUCGCAGAGCAUGUACAUGAGUGUCGACAACUUCCCUGGCUCACCCACCGAGCCCAACGAGUCAUUCAUCUACUCUCAACAUGGCCUGAACGUACACCAAGCCGAGGACCAUGACGGCGUAUCUCCUCUUCCACCUCUACCCUACGAUGAGUCUGUGGACACUGAGGCCACCCGAAAAACCCUCCUCACCCUCUUUGCAGAGCCUAUGGAACCUGAUGCGUUUGAGGAGCUACGGUCCUUGACCCCAUUGGAGCUGGACAUGCCCAUCGACAGCCAGCAGCAUACCGCCCUGCACUGGGCCGCCACUCUCUCGCGCAUGAGCAUCGUCCAAGCCUUGAUCAAGCACGGAGCCAACCCCUUCCGAGUGAAUUCUGAAGGCCAGACCGCCCUGAUGCGCGCCGUCAUCGUCACAAAUUCUCACGACAACUUCUCCUUUCCCGAACUGCUGGAUCUGCUUGGCCACACCCUUGAGGUGGCAGACAAUAAAGGUCGCACAGUACUGCAUCAUGUCGUCGUCACAAGCGCCAUCGAGCGUCGGCAUGCAACGAGCAAGUACUACCUCGACUGUCUGCUCGAAUGGGUCGUCCGCCAGGGCAGCGCCUCGAGCAGUCAGGACCUCGCUGCGAACUGUACCGGGCCCCCGUCAACCAACGCCCACAAAAUAGGGCUAGGUCGAUUCAUGAUCGAGGUGGUCAACGCCCAGGACAAGGCCGGCGACACGGCACUGAACCUGGCUGCUCGAAUAUCGAAUCGCAGCAUCAUUUCACAGCUUCUAGAAGUCCAUGCGGACCCUUCAAUACCAAACCGAGUCGGUCUAAGGCCGGUAGAUUUUGGCAUCGGCGAGCUGCCCGAAGCAGGUGGAGAUGUCGAGGACGUGGCAAAGAAUGACUUAGCGGCGAGCACCCAAAGGAGCAAGGAGAGUAGCGAUGACAUUGUGACGUCUAUGAAAGACUUGCUGGGAGAAACAGCCGCAAUCGCGCAAGAAGAGUUGAAGGCGAAGCAAGAGACCCUUGACGAGCUCCAGACGGCGCUGAGAGCGAACUCGUCAAGGCUCGCGGAGACGCGGCGCAGCCUCGACAUCGUCAAGGAAAAAGCAAAACAGCAGCAAGUCAACCGACAACAAGUUGCGAACCUCUCGCGCGAGUUGGAAAGCCUCCAAUACCGCAUGGGCCACAUGGACAGCGAACAGGCUGCGUCACAGAGCAACUCUGCCGCAGCUUGGGAAGACGAGCUCGAGAGGGCGUUGGGCACAACCGGCCACAAGGCCGCCUUACCAGAUGCCAACAUCCUCCGUGCGCGCCUGAAAGCAACGACCGAUAUUCUCAACACAAUGAAAGACAAGGUGUCCAACCUGAAAGGCACGAGCCGAGACAUUGAGUACAAGUACAGGCGCCUGGUUGCCCUAGCGGCCAACUGUCCCGAGAGCCAAGUCGACGACUUACUCGAGGGCUUGGUUCGGGCCGUGGAAAGCGAGAAGGGAGAGCUCGAGAUAGGUCGAGUGCGGAAAUUUCUCGGUGGUGUCGACGGUUCAUAG